ACACAAGUUCACUUGCUGAACAUUUUACAUCAGAGACGUCAGACUCAUUUUACAUCGAGGGCCACAUACAGCCCACUUUGAUGAUAAAGGGACCAUACAAGUGAAACUCCACUUCUUUUCAGCAUAAAGAUAUUUACCUGCACAUUUAAUCCCUGAGAUAUCUUAGUAUACGAUAACGAAGUGCGUUUUCAACAGAACAUCUCAAUUUUUCUGCAUGAUAUUUAUAUUAAAUUAUAGAAAAGGUUCUGGUAGCUCACUGCCCAGACUGUCCCAUAUCUAUAAAACAUAAAGCAUUUGUUUGUUGAAAUUUUUUUAGUUUUUUACUGAAUUAUUAAACAAGCCGAUGUUAAAUAUGAUGUAAAAACGUCUUGAUGCAUGCUCAGUAUCCAGGUAAGUAAAUCCCAAAAGGUUGAUUCUGUUCAUCCGGAUGUAGUGUUUUCAGUGGGAGAAGUGUUUCAUCACUCAUCCAAUUGACUUCUUCAGUCACAGCUGACUCCAGGUUUCCCCAACCUUAUAAACAGUACAUUUGCACAAUAACUGAAAUUCGCCCACUGAAUGAACAAUGGGCUGUGAGGUCAGUUCCUUGAUCAUUAAUAUGCAAAUUGUCAUGUCAUUGAUUAAUGGCCAUGAGUACCAUUCACAGAGAGUUGGGGAAUGGCUACAAUCACAGCAUUGUAAGAUGUGGAAAGAUGUACCCUUAGGCCCCCUCCUCGAUUCAAAGAUGGUCUUUCUAUAGCACUUUCUAGUCUCUGCUCUUACUGACCACUCAAAGCACUUUAGAAUAUAAGUCUCACUUUAACUAUAAAUCUCACAACUAGUUAUUUAGCAUCAGAUCCUUAAUAUGAUCACUAUCUGAGAGGCCUUUCAGAAGAUGGGUAGAGAUUAUCACUCUGUGGAUAAUAGUUCAACAGAAAUAAGAAUUACAUUUCUCAAUGUAAAAUUGCAAAGGUGCAGAUAAAAUUAGCAUUAUAAAAUGUUAAAAUUGAGGGACAGACAGCAGUGAAUGGGGCUACUGCAGCAACCUCACCACCAGGGUCUGGGUAAUGCAACUGCCCCCCCAAGGCCUAUGUGUAUGGUGAUGUGUUGUGAAUAAUAAUGAGUAUAGUGUAAUUAAAAAGGAGGGGUGGGUCACCGCGCAGUACAGCCAGCAAAACCACGUGAAUGGCCCUACCCACUACGACCUACGUGACCCCCUGCACCACAGGGGUGUGAGUGAUGUGUGGAGGGCUGGGAUCAUAUGUUUUAUGCCACAAAUAAAAAAAAAAACAACAACAAAAAAAACAUAAUGAAAUUUACUGCAUGCAGACAUAUUCAGUUCUUUAUAAUUCUGCAAACCUCAGUUCAAUUAUGUAUUACAAUUUCUCAAGUAACAUAAUUUGUUGGAUGGCCAUUUGAGUAUCCAAGAAUCAUUUAGGAUGUUGGGGUGCAACAUCUUUACCAGGAUUUUCCAAAGAUAUAGUAACAUUUUCAGUAACUUAACCACAUAGAGGCAGUCCACCAACUCAUCAAGCAAUUCAAGUGGCAUUACUCAACACAGACAUAAGAAAAUCAGACUGGUGCUUCAUACAUCUAGACAAGAAGCAAACUGGUACGAGUUUUUGAAUUCAUACAAACCCUCCCUUUAUUGUUCCACUCAAGUGUCCUACUGAAAAAUAUACAAAGCAUCUAUGAAAUGAAGCUUAUGUCUAACUUUAACAAGGAAGAUCUGUAUUCACUCAUCUGUCUGCUUUAGCAGGUUUUUGGCUGCUAAUCUAUUCUUUUACAUCACUUCCACUUUCCCACACUACAAAACUGAAUUCUGACAUCAUUGCUGUAGUCCAAUCAUUGUUCUGCCCACACUCUUUAAGCAAGUCAGCCUCCACUCUGCAUGCUUUAAAUUGCACCACUGCUGUAUUUCUGAACCACUGAUUUUAGAUGUUUAGUAGAAUCUCUCUAUACUUUCUCCAUCCUCCUUGCUAAGUAAUAAUAUCUCUGACCUAGGCCUAUGUUACCCAUGGGGUGUGUGUGUGUGUUUUUAAUUUGUUUGUUUUGUUUUUGAGGGGGGGAGGGGUCAUUACUUUGGAUACUUUUUUCUAACUUCAUUAGGUUUUUUUUUGUUUGUUUGUUUGUUUUUAGAAAUUAAAUCUAAAUUAGAUUCCUUAAAUUCCUUCAAAGUGCUCAGUGGUCAUACGUUUAGUCUGGAUUGAUGAAUAAGAGAGUAUCUGAGUUGUAUGUCAACUUUGAAAUGUUAGCCCCUUAUGUAUGCAGAUUGAGCUUCAGUAAACUACCUGAAGAAGCAUAAUUAAAUGCCCAUAUGGUCAGAGUGGCAGCAAUUACAUCAUAUCAUGUUCAGAGGAUGUAAGAAUUACAUACUCAGAUAACACUGCAUGUCUUUCUGUCAUCUCUUUUGCAGAACGGGUGUCACGGUUCUGGGUCAUUCUGACCCAGCUUCUUCAGUUCUUUGUGUUUUGCAGUUAAACACACCAUACUAGCACCAAGCUCAACCCUCACAUGGCCUGUCCGGCGUCACCGACUAAUCACGUGUCUCUGCGCGGGAUUGGCUAAACCAUUGGCGUUACGUCAGCAUCUAACUGUUCUGUGCACGACCCGCUUAUUAUCUGGCUACGUAAAUGAACGUCAUGGAUCCCUUCAGUACACGAUUUUUAAACCUAGGACUGGCGGACUUCUGCUACCAGGAGUGAGCAUUUUCUCUUAAAAUAAAGGUGCUGACAGGUGAGUAAACUGUACCGAGUUCCACAUUUGAAGGAUAACUGAACAGUUUUAGUCUGAGCCUCGUCUCCCUUUUUUCUAAUAUGGCAGAGUCAGUUUUGUUAAAUCUUUUGUGGAAGUCGUACAGUCAGUGAAUGGCGAGUUUCCAUUUGGAUUUAUAACAGGUUCACGUUUUUCCACUGAACAGCGCAAGCAUUGUAUUACAUAAUGGUGUUGGGGGUGGGCUUGUACAGUCUGCCAUAGCGUCUUAUCAAUUUCCUUCUGCUGCAGGCUCGUCAGCAUGUGCAUGCUGUUAUGUUUGCACAGAAUAUAUCAGAAAAGCACAUGAUGAUGAAAAAUAGACUAUUCUUGAAUGCAUUAUUGUCCAUUCUUGCAACUUUUCAAAGCUGACCGACUUACAAGUCGUUAACUUGCAGUCUUUUUUUUUUUUAACGUCAUUCACCAUACAGUACACUGUUAUGCUAAAUAGACUGUAUCAGCCAAGCCUUGCUUUAGUCAUGCGGGUGGUAUUCAUGUUAUGCUCUCCUCCAGAAAUGACAGAAAUGUUUGAUUUUAUGAAAAUUUAUUGUAAUAGAUUUUUUUUCCUCUUGCAACGUGUCUCCUUGAUGUUCUAAACCACAAAUUGCACAGAUGAUUUACCAACCAAGACUGACUUAUUCCAAUUCUGUGUGAACCUGCACCUUAAAUUCUGGCAUCAUUAUAAUCCUCAAAAUACAAAUUUAAAGACUUUACAAACUUCAAAUACAGUUGAUGGGUUUCUUGUAUUAAAAAAAUUAAAUAGCCACAUAAUACAAAUGUAUAUUUUGUGACUACUUGGAGUAUACAUUUUGUGUAGAUCUAUAAUUUCAAGAAGAACUAGAGCAUAUUAUACAGUCAUCGAUUUAGAAAAAAAGAAAAAGAUCUUCUGAACCUACUUACUUUGUUUCCAGAAGAGCUACCUCUGUUACAAGUUAAGCUGGUUGAAAGCAGUGGGAAAUAUUUUUUCACACAUUAUUAUAAUCACAAGAACUGCCACAAGGGAUGUUUCCUUUAUGCAAUAUGUAAAAGAAGCGACACUUCCUUCCUUGUAUUUCACCCAGCCUAUGUCUUUAUGGAGACUUCUAUUUUGGAAGAAGAAAAUGAGUUAUUAAAGACACAUGGACAUGAGACGGAGCAUAAAAUUGCAAUUUGGCAGUGUAUUUUUACAAAGACCACUCUAGAAAUGAUAUCUAACCAUUUAGGAGGUGGUGAAAGACUGAAAAAAUGAAAAAUGUUUUAGGUUGUAACAUUCCAGGCCACUAAGCUUCCAGGACUGGAUGAUGAGGUAGGUCUUUUGCAAUUUCAGUAUUCGUAUUUACUUUACCUUCAAUACUUUCCACAAAGAAUUUGUUAUUAUGAAUAUUUGUUUCUCAAAAAUGUGAUUUUAGUCUUAGUGGGGUUUUCUUUUCAUUCUGAGAUUUUAUUGUUGUUCACUCUAGUUCUGAUUAGAUACAUUUGGAUGUGCUGUGUCACUCUUGUUUACAGUUAGGUCCAUGAGUUCUUUAAACAAAGUUUUUUUUAAUGGUUAUUCUGCAUACCACCACAGUGGAUUUUAAAUUAGAUAAUCAAGAUGUGAUUGAAAUGCAGACUUUCUUUAAUGCAAGGGGUGUAACAGAACAAUUUUUGCCCACUAUUUACGAAUCACAACCAUUUUUAUAAAUAUUCCCUCAUUUUAGGAGGCUCACAAUUAAUUGAACAGUUGACCGGGAUGUAAUUUCAUGGCCAGGUGAGAUCUUAUUCCUCAUUGUUUCAUUACAAAUUAGACUGCUAAAAUCACGAGUUGAUUCCAAGUGUGAAACUUGUGGAAUUCUCAAUAUGUGGACCAAAAAGAAGUCAAUCCAAGUAAAUUAAACUAUCAUUAGGCCGAAAAACCAAAAAUCAAAGAAAUGUUGCCAACUACAUUCCUGUUGUAGUGUGGGAGGAAGACUUGUCGAUUAGCCUAACAUGUAUAUAUGAUUAACUGGUGGUUGUAAAUUGGUUGUAGGAGUGAAUGUGAGUGUGAAUUGUUGUCUGUCUCCCUGUGUUAGCUCUGCAACAGACUAGCAACCUGUCCACAUCUGAUCCUGUGACAUUUCCCCCUAAAUGGUGCCAUAUUUUAAAGAAAAUGCAGUUGUUGGUUGAGUAGGAGAGUUGAGUAUGUAGGUUUCACCCAUGAAAACUUGCCAAAUCAGUUUAUUCUGCUAUUGACUCUUGUUUGGUGUUGUUUACAAGCAAGAAUCAGACAUACUGAAAAUAGCAUGUGGAAGAACCAUUCACACACUAGCCUUGCACCUCCUCCUCAUGCUGGUCACCAGCUUAGUCACAAAAUGCUGUGGGAUGGCAUCCCAUUCUUCAACUAGCAUUUGUCACAAGUCAAACUAUGUGGUUCUGUUGGUCACUCUGGCACAAACAACACGCCCGGACUGCAGACCAUCCAUCCUCUCCACUCUCAAAUUCUGGAGCUAGUGUCUUAGAAACCCUGCUCUGUGGGGGUGAGCGUUGCCAUCUUGGAGGACAGAGUUUGGUGCCAGACUGUGGAAAUGAGAUUGCCAGUGAUUGCAAAUUUGUUUUUUCCAGUGAGUGAGAUGCUGCUCCACACCAUCAGAGUACCUCCAUCAAAAGCUGUUACCCUGUUAUUGGUUCUUGUUCUAGUUCAAGUUCUAGUGCACAUGUUACUGACACCAGUGCAAACAGGCCUGACAGUGAAGGGCAGUCAUGACAGGCCUGUGAGACCAAAGAUUGGCUGUUUGGUCUCACAGGCCACAUACUCAACUCUGCUGCUAAACCCACAAAUUUGUUGUAUUACGAAUGUGGCUUACUUUAGUGGGGGUGGGGUGGGGGGGUGGUUUAAGAUUAAUUGCAAAGAAGCAAUGUUACAACAAAGAAAUAAUCAACCAAACAAAAAUUUCCUUACUUUAUGAUCUAAGUUUUGUGUCCAAAUAUUUAAAAACCUAUCUGUACAUUCCUGACAGUGACAGUGAACACUGACUGUUGAAGAUUCUCUGCCCAUGUGUUCAUUUUGUAUUCACUAUCCAGCAACCAGCCUGGAUAGUAUACAUAUGUUGUUCAACUUCACCUAUUUACCUGAGUGCAUGCACAAGAACAAAAAACCUCUUAUUCAGAUACUGCCAGUAUCAAUGUAAUCAUUUUCCUCAUGUAGGCUUAUACUGGUAAUCUUUACCACCAGGAGUAUGGAAAAAAUCCAUCUAUAUGUCUUUUGUCUCAAAAAAAAGUGUUUGUUUUUUUAUAGUUUCAGAAUGUUAAAAGAACAGGAACCUUAUGGAGAGCAUAACACCCAUAGCGCUUCGAAGAAUGCCAAGGAUAAGAGUAACAGUGCCACCUUGUGGGCAUCUCAGGGUGGCACUCACAGGGUGCAGUCUGGAAUGGGUGACAAGAGCACCUGCAUGCUCUACUGUGACUCAGAGAAGGACUCAGAAAAAGACUCAGGGUACUCAGAGGCUGGCUCCGACUCUGUGCACACUGAUGUAGAUGAUCAACGCAGCAGUGUGAACGAACCUCACAGGGAAAGCAGAAAAUGCUCAAACAAUAACAAUGCAAAUCCUGCAGGCCCUGACAUGACUUCUUAUGAGAAUAUCCCCCCAGUUUGCCUGGUGCUCAAGCCGUCUGGAUCAGGGCAGCUUCUACAUGGCCCUCUGGGAUGGGGUGGAAGUUGGCAUAGCCUUACCAGUGGUAAAACACCCACUCAAGUAUUUCUGAUCCAACAGCCAACAAUUUAUGCCACCUCCUCCUGUGCCCCCACACCUUCUUUCUGUCUACCUCCACCACAAGGUCAAUUUAAAGAAGUAAGCAGCUGCAGCAACCAGAACCAUAGCAAGAACUCGUAUCUGCCCAUCCUGAAUUCUUACCCUCAUAUUGCCCCUCACCCCAGGAAGAAAAUCCAUGAGGGAAAAGGUACCAGAGUAGAUGGUGUUAAAGAGCUUUGCAGUGAAGGCCAAAGCCAGAGCAAGAGAGCAUGCAUUGAGGAAGAGAAGAGGGAAACUGUAUCCACUACUAUUCCCCUCCUGCAGCAGCAACAGAAAGAUAACAAAGUCCAUUUCCAGCAUAAAGUCAGAGGAGGACAUCCUCCUCCUAUCCUCAGCUUAUCUCACUGCCUGCUGCCCAGUUAUGCCUCAUCUAAAACCCAACACAAGUCCCGCCACUGUCACAAAAACUCCAGCUCUGAAAAUUUAGGCUCACUGUCCAUCUUGAGCUCCCACAUACCUUCUUCACCUUCUUCCUUUUCUCCCCUAUCCUCCUCUCCUUCCUCUUCAUCUCCCACUUCUUCAACAGCUCACAGUCCAUAUCACCUAGCUCUAGACAGCUCUUCCACACGCCAGCGCCGUUUCCACAACACAGCAGAAAUUCUCAACCAGUUGGGCCUGCUGGCUAUUACACUACGCACCAAGGAGCUGCUAAAGCAGAAUGUUGCUAUAGAGACAGAAAUUACCCAGCUACGUCAGCACACCCACCUCUUAUCCCAGGCCAGCCAAAACAGCGGCACUGAAGUCUCACAUAGCCUUGACAAACUCUUCCAAAUUAUGAGAGAAUCAGGCGCCUACCCGAACUUGGUGCUUUCAGAUGAUGAAAGUCUCAGCAGCAGCCACCAAAAGAGGAAGACUAUAAGACUGCAAGACUACACAGAGGAUAACACAGAAACCUCUAAAAUGCAAAGUAGCCUACCACAGGUUGUGUCUAUACACAACAUGAAUGAUGGAACAUCACUGCCCUCUCCCUUGUUUGCCCCUUCACCGGAUACAAAAGAAGCAGACCAUGCUUACAGUUCAGAGCUCAUGUCCCUGUCUCUCUUUUUCUAGAUCUGUUCAUAAACAAGGACACAAUGAGUCAGUCAUGGAAAAGGACUUAAGUGAUUUUACUGUUUUUCCAGAAACUUCAACACAUAGCAACUAUCUCCUCUACAAUCUUGGUGAAGAGGAGGAUGUGUUAUAGAAACAUGUGCAACCUAGCAAUACAAGAAAGCAUUUGAUUGAAUUGAAAACUAAUGAAAAAUGGCCAUAGAAAGGGUGAUUUUUACUGAUAUAUAUAUGUAUAUAUGUAUAUAUAUAUGUAAAUUUAAUGUUGAACACGAUUUAGAUAUUUUCCUACAUUUUGUCAGGGAUUUGUUCAUUCCAGGUGACCAUUUUUCAUCAAUAGUUUUACCUUAUGUGCACAGGCCUUAUAUGUUCAGUCAGGCAACUACAGCAUGUUAAAAAACAAACAGAAGCACAUUUGCUGUCACGACUCGGGUCUCUUGUGGAGAAUUUCAGCAACUGAAGAGUGACAGCAGUCUUUUGCUUUGUUACUUCAGAAAACAAUGCUUCCUGUCAGCAGUCCUGUCAUACUGUUAUUUCAGUAUUGUAAAUUGUUUCUAAUAAAAAGCUUCAAU
Messenger RNA from Oreochromis aureus, 8089 nucleotides. Its product is annotated as CLOCK-interacting pacemaker-like. The record is from RefSeq and is a predicted model, not a curated record. Gene Ontology annotation, cellular component: nucleus. The coding region runs from base 5898 to 7520 and encodes 540 amino acids. NCBI's taxonomy places the organism in Eukaryota, Metazoa, Chordata, Actinopteri, Cichliformes, Cichlidae. The transcript has 5 exons. Gene Ontology annotation, biological process: negative regulation of circadian rhythm; negative regulation of DNA-templated transcription.